CAGACAUUGCCUCGACUUCCUCUCUCUCCAGGCCCAAUCGAAACCAAAACUAACUGUAUAAUAUCAUAGGGCCUAGAUCUAAAUCUAGUAUGAGUUCUUUUGUUGGCGUCCUCCCAUAGCAAGAUUGAACCAAAAUGAAUGUCAGCAGCUCUAGAAAAAGACAGGUUGAUCUCACCCGUCGUGAUGAGAAAUUAAAAACGCCGAAGUUCAUAUCUCAGUCUAAGAAAAGCGAUUCUUUCGUCGAGGGAUCCAUCGUUCGAAUCAAGUUGACCAAGUUCUUAACUUAUGACUCUGUAGAAAUCAGGCCGGGUCCUCAACUGAACGUUAUCAUUGGCCCAAAUGGAACAGGCAAAUCUGCAAUUGUUUGUGCAAUAUGCUUGGGACUUGCUGGAAAGACAAGCUGGCUGGGAAGAGCCACAGAUCCAAGAGACUACAUUAGACAUGGAGCGGAUAAAGCCAGAAUUGAAAUUGAACUGUUCAAUCCAGUGGCUGAUGCUUCCAAUUACAUCAUUGCUCGUGAGAUCACUUUUACCAAGACAUCAAGCUGGUGGAUGAAUGGACGAGCAACGACACAAAAAGCGGUUGAAGCCACUGUUGCACGCUUGAACAUUCAGGUUGGGAAUCUGUGCCAGUUUCUGCCACAAGAAAAAGUCGCUGACUUUGCCCGCAUGUCUCAACAAGAGCUUUUAGAAAAUACAGAGAAAUCAGUGGGUCAGGAGGGUAUGUACGAAAAACAUGAACAAUUGAAAGGUGCAAGGGAAAAAGCACGCCUCCUGGAGACUGACGUACAGAAGCUGAUGGAGCAGCUGAACCAAGAGAAACAGCGCAACGCCCGCUUGGAGCCGGAUGUCAAGUCAUACAAUGACAGGAAAAACUUUUUGGCCAAAGUAGUGGUGCUGAAAAUGAAAAAGCCAUGGCUGGAAUAUAAUCUUCUCAAAGAACAGCAUGACAGGGCUAGGGAUGAGAAGGACAACAAAUCUCAAGAACUAAAGCAGCAACAGAAGCAAGUGCAACCCUUACAGAAAAGGCAUGACUUAUUGAAAGUAGAGAAAGAGAAAUUGGAAACGGAAACUCGUGAAAAAAGUCAAAGGAUCCGGUCAAAGGCCAAAGAUGUUGAAAACCAUCAAGAGAAUCUAAAUAAUGUUUCUGAUAAGAUUGAAGAAGUGAAGGGAGAAUAUGUUUCGAAACAGAAGGAGGAAGAAUCGAGGAAGAAAAGGUUAAAUGAUCUUCAAGAUCAGUUGAAAGCGCUAGAGAGGGGCCUUUCAGAGAUGGAUGGAUCUGAUGCCCAGCGAAUUGCAGAAAGCCUGAAGAGAACAGAAGUGAAUAUUCGAAAUGUCAACAUGGAAAUGAGCUCAGUCCAAGCUGAAGGAGAAAAUUUGGGGAGAGAAAUCAAAACCUUGAAGGCAGAGACUAGAGAUUUUGAGGCACAAUUGAAACAGAUCAAGGAUGUGAACAAUCGGAGGCUGGAGACUUUAAGGAUUUUGCAUCAGAACACGUAUGAUGCUGUGGUUUGGCUCAGAGCAAACAAAGACAGAUUUAAGAAACCCAUCCAUGAACCCAUGAUAAUAUGCUUGAAUGUGGCUAAUCCUGCUGAUGCAAAGCUGGUAGAAACACACAUCAGCUUCAAUGAUCUAAGGUCUUUCAUCUGUGAGGACUCUGAAGAUUUGGAUGAGUUUAUGAGAGUCAUGAAAACUGAACAAAAGUUGAGGGUAAAUGCUGUGAGGGCACCAGACCAACCUGUUACAAGUUUCAAGCCAAAAUUCCCCAUCACCAAGUACAAAAAGUUUGGCUUCCAGCACUUCAUGCAAGACUUGUUCAAAUGCCCUGAUGCUGUGAUGCGGUACCUGUGUCUUAUGUACAAGGUGCACUCCAUCCCUAUCGGAACAGCAAAUACUGCCAGUCAUUCGGAAAAGAUUAUCAACGAAUGUCCAGAAUUGUUCAAUUUUUAUACUCCUGAUGAGCAGUAUUCAAUCAAAAGAUCAAGAUACACAAAUAAAGUCUCAACAAGAAAUUCUGCUCUAAGAGAUCCAAGAGCACUGGCUGAUUCUGUCAAUGUUGACAGGGAACAAGAAUUGAACGGCUUGAUCGCGGAACAUGGACAAGCACAGAGAAAAAAAGAGGAUGAGUACAAGGUGUUGCAAAAGAAAUUGGAGGAUAUGGAGAAAAGGAUGAAUGAACUUCGAGAAGAAAGGAGGAAUUUGAUGAAACAAAAAGAGCAAAGAAAAAGCAUCGAAAACCAGAUCACCACCAAAAAACAGAGGAUCGUGCAAGUAACAAAUGAGGCCACUGAUCUGAAGGCUGCAGAGAGAAAGCUGCAAGCACAGCUGAAAAAGAUUGUUGCUGAAAAACUCAAACAUCUGGCCAAGAUGAAAGAAGCUUCUAGUGAAUGUAUCGCUGUUGCCAAAGAACGUGUCUUGAGCAGUUUCAAGCUGGAUGGAAACAUCAGAGAAUUUUCCAUCAUAGAAUCUGACUUGAGAAAUGCCAAGCAAAGAUUUGAGGCUUUAGAGAGAGAAGUAGAGGAUUUGAAGCAGCAAGUGAAAGACAUGAAACACCAAGCACGUGAGAAACUGAUGGAAGCCAAGAAAGCUGCUGCCAUAGGCCCCAACGAUGUCUUGGAGGAACAGCUACAGCAGCGUGGCCUAUGGGAAGAAUUCAGCAAUGCCCCGGCCCAGCUGGAUGAGUUGGAUGGAGAAAUCCACAGCAUUCAAGCCAGAGCAGAAUCCAUGUUCCAAGUAGAUGAACAGGUCGUCAGAGAAUACGAAAAAAGGGAGAAGGAGAUCAAGGUGAUGGAAGAAUCACUGAAUCAGAGAGAGUCUCAGCGACAUACUCACCAGGAAGAUGUUUCCAGACUGCGGGAGGAGUGGCUGGGCCCUCUCAAUGAGCUCAUUAAUCGGAUCAACCAGAACUUCUCCUUUUUCUUCUCCAGUCUCCAAUGCUGUGGGGAAGUCAGUUUAAAUGUUCCAGAGAAUCCUGAGGACUAUGAGAAGUAUGGCGUGAGCAUUAAGGUGAAGUUCCGGGAUUAUGAGAACCUGAGAGAGCUGACAGCCCAUCACCAGAGCGGGGGAGAGCGGAGCGUGUCCACUGUACUCUACAUGAUGGCCCUCCAAGAGUUGACGCUAUGCCCGUUCAGAUGUGUCGACGAAAUCAAUCAAGGCAUGGAUCCAAGAAAUGAGAGGAAAAUCUUCCAACUUGUUGUCCAGACCGUGUGCAAAAGGAGCACUUCACAGUAUUUUCUCCUCACGCCUAAGUUGCUCCCAGACUUGGAAUAUGGAGACCACAUGACUGUUCUGUGUGUUUACAAUGGGCCUCAAAUGAUGAACCAUAAAGAGUGGAAUUUAAAAGAAUUUAUUAAGCAAAGACCAAAAGUAGCGGCUUAAGCUCUGUUUGUGUAUGUUGGGUUUUUUCCUUGUUCCUGUUGAGCUACCUCUUCGACUUUCAUGAUUUCAGCAGCUACGUAUGCACUGUAUUCUCGGGGGGGGGGGGGGGGGGGGGGGGAGAGAAUUUGUUGCAAUAUUUCAGUUUUCGGGUUGAUUAAAAAAAGAAAUUAAUUGAAUCAUAACAUUUGCGAGUGUGGGAUGUCACUACUCUCCUGUCCAUUGGCUGCAAUAUAUGUGACUUUUUCUGUACCAGAUUUCUAGAAGUAUCAGAAGGAAACAAACUGUCCACAAGUUGAUUUAUUAGUGGACUGAUGCCUAAGCCCUCUACAAUCAAAGCUCUCUCUCCGGCAUGUUUUGCCUAUUGCUGUUCUGAUAUGGAUUUAUUUGGACAAAAACAUGAUGUUCAAUUGGUACAUAUUUUUAUUUUCAAUGAUGUAAAGAUUUUAUGUAAGUGUAAAUUGAUACAAUUUUUGCAUGCAUGUUCCUGCAAAAUUUCCACCUUUCAAACUUAACCGUAGGCCCUAGGCUGUUGUUAUAAUUGUUUUGGAUGAGUGUGUAAACUUCAUUUUUAUUUUCCCAAACGUUAUAUGAAACACACAUUCUACUUCAUUCUGUUCAGUAUUCCAUGCCGUCAUAUGUGUGAAUCCUUUAUCUUGCCUAGGAAAAUUGAUAGGGACUAAUGACCGGGGGGGAGGGGGGGGGGGGGCAUUUUUCUAGGAUCUAGUUGGUGCACUUCCAUAACAUCUAUGGCUUGUUAUGUUACUUCCUGCAAAUGGUUAAGACCUUUUCUAGCCGCAUGUUUGAACAGAGUUUAGUGUACCCCGCUGUGACUAUCCAUUCAGGUGUUGGAAAAUUUUCAUUAACAACCCCAUUUUUUUCUGAAUUACCUGUGUACUAGUUUUAAUAAUAAUAGUGUUAUAAAUGAAAAAGUGUAAUAGCUAGGAACAUGAAAUGAUAAAUGCAUUUUACCAGCAGGGAGAUACCGGGUAGUCAAAGUUAUAAUUUUUUUUUCUUCUUUUCUU
Aplysia californica (California sea hare) is the source of this 4399-nucleotide messenger RNA. RefSeq names its product structural maintenance of chromosomes protein 5. Gene Ontology annotation, biological process: double-strand break repair via homologous recombination. The transcript is spliced from 25 exons. NCBI's taxonomy places the organism in Eukaryota, Metazoa, Mollusca, Gastropoda, Aplysiida, Aplysiidae. Gene Ontology annotation, cellular component: Smc5-Smc6 complex. Bases 135 to 3377 code for a protein of 1080 amino acids. The record is from RefSeq and is a predicted model, not a curated record. Gene Ontology annotation, molecular function: ATP binding; ATP hydrolysis activity.